UUCCCCGACAUAUAUAAAAGAAGACUUUCUGCUUGCACCUUAGGGUGCCCUGAAGUUGCCAAUCUGUAUAAAUGUUGUUUGUUUGCAUCGUAUUGUCAGACUGUGUCAAUGGUAGAUAUACAGCCCCACGAAAGGGCUCUGGGAAGGUAGACGAGGUCGUCAUGCCAAUUAGAGGAGGAGAUGGACUCUCUCACCACACCAGUCUGUGCCUGCUCUGACAGACCGGGUUCAGCAGGGCACGGCUCCAUGGAAUGGGGGUCCAACCAGGGUCGGUGGUAUCUGGUCUGGACCCUGACACCUGGAGCCAGAGAGGAGCUCCGGUGGUCUGAAGCAGCAGUAUUAGUUCUGCCCCAACCACCCUGCAUCAACCAACCGUCUCCUGAAUAAUGUGACCGACUCCCCACCACCCAACACAUCAGCCACUAGGUCCUGGUAUCCUAGAGGCCUCUGCCCUGAUCCCUAGAGGCUGGGUCCUGAUCCCUCGAGGCGGGCCCCAAGGCCGGGUCCUAGAGGCCUAGGUCCUGAUCCCUAGAGACUGUGUUGCUGAGGACUGGGUCCUAGAGGCCGGGUGGCUGAGGACGGUGUGUGUCCAUGUGAGUGUUAGCCUACAAGUUGUUUUCAGUGAUGUUGGUCCAGUGUAGUGAUUGAGUUUCAUUUGUGAGUCAAGUGUCAACUGUGAGCACUAAAUGUGAAAUUGCAAUAUUGCAAUGACAACACAAAACUAUUUCUGGGCUGUGUUUCUUUUUAAAGGAAAACGUAUUCAGGUCUUCCUAGUUUUCAGAAUAAGUGCUUUUGUUCCGGAGCCUGAUGGACCGGCGUGGUUAAUACGAAGGAAUCCUCUUUACAAGCGGAGAACUUUGUCCUCGCAUACCUUUUUGUUAAAUUCUCAACUGCCAAAAUCCAAUGCAUCUAAAUCCAGCAGGGAUUGGCUGACGGGCUGACUGAGAGGAGCUCGUGCAUUAUGGGAAGAGGAGUCUACUGUCUGAGAACCCAGAGAUCACUCCCCAUACAUAGAUAUAGAUAUAUCUAUGUCUAUAGAUAUGGAGAUGACUAUGUCUAUAGAUAUAUCAUAUCGUCUGGAGAUUAAAGCACAAGCUUGCUGCAUAUUCCACCCAGUGCUGAGAGCCUUUUGUACAUUGAGGAGCUGCCGUAAGCCCCUCCCUUUGUCAUGUGACCCCAGCCGCCACACACACACAUUGCCAAUAUUUUUCUAGAAGGGAUUCCCCCCCCCCCCCCCCCACCCAACACGUGUCUGAGGAUCAUUAGGUUGAUUUAGACCCCCCCCCCCUUGAUCUUCUCUGUGUGGUCGAAGAAGCACUGACAUCAUGGAGGCAGAAUCAGUGAGCAGAGCGGAUCACAUCUACUGGUACCACUGGUGUCUACUGGUUGUAUUACUAGUAUAUACUGGUUGUAGGAUUUGUGACUAGUCUCCCGCUCUACUGAUGGUGCCUUGCGAUGCAAUGCACUCUGGGAAAUUAAGUUUCAUAAAACAAAUUUACUUUUUUCCACCCUCAAGGUUUUCCCCCCCCCCCCCCCCCACAUACAUGACUUUGAUGAGGUUAUUUUUGUUUAAUUUACGUUAAUUUUCUAUAGAAGAAAUUCCAUUUUUUUAUCGGCUGUUUGAUCAGCUCCCCGUUCUUCAUAUCAUGUCACCGCAGCGCUCAGUGUUCGACUAGCCUGGCCUUGAUAUCUGCUGCUCCUGCUCUGGGCUCCACUGCUGGCACUGUAAAGACGAGUACGUUCCCCAAUGAAAUGCUACCUGGAAGUUAGCACAUUAUCCAUUCCAUUACGUUUCUUUUAUCCAGCCUGGGUUUGGAUGUCUGAGUAAUUCCUAAAUAUGGCAGAUGGAUCAAAUGUUCAGGGUGUGGAGGUUGCCAGAUUGGACCACAUUCCCCCCUCUGCUCCUCCCUCAGUAGGUACCCGGAGUGCCUUCCUCACACGGCAGAUAAAACACUGUGACCACGCCCCCUGGCUAGGCUCCUCCCCGUCACCAGUCCACUGGACCAGUCCGACCGCUCAGUGUUGUUGCCUUACAUCCAUCUGAUUGGUUAUCGUCACCAGUCCUCUGAGUCGCUCACUGACUGCAGCACUUUUCCUUUGCCCAGUAUUACAGUCUCCGAUUCGGCUCUGUGUAUAUACAUGUGUGUAUGUAUGUAUAGGUGUAUAUAUCUAUAUAUAGAUAUAUAUAGAUAUGUCUUCUCUAUUCUGCCUCUGUAUAAGAGUCCAGAGAGCCCCCCCCAACACUGCGGUUAGUGUACCCCUGGGUUAGCGUACCCCUGGGUUAGCCAACCAUUUGUAAUAAGCAGAUGGCGUUUGAACCCAACCAGGUCAGCUGUAUUCUCAGUCCGAUUGAACGCAUGCCUUCUUAUGCAAGUUUUUAUACAUUUGUCGAAGCGGUUGAUAAUACAUUAUGCUUUAUCUUUGUUUCUAAAGUUUUGUAAAGUUGUCAAGAGGAUGAACGGUCGGACAUCGUAGUGUGACAACAGUCUCAAUUUAACUUCCCUAACGCAGCAGUGUCGCUACAUUCCACCCAGUCUGAAUGGACCUAGCUUCACUCAUUGGCUUUGCUAAUGCUAUAUUCCACAGUGAGAUCAGAAGUAGUUCUAGAAACAAGUGAGACAAGAUGUGAAUCUGAUAUAUCCAAAGAGUUCUGCAGGGUUGUUGAGGCCUCUAUGUAUGCGCUACAUAUCAGCCGCCGCAGAGCAGCUAGCCCUGGUCCUAGCGCUCACUGCUCGUGGAAUAGAGGGAGUUCAAAUCUUUAUGCAUACAGACAUUGUUCAACACCACUUCCUGAGCCCAGUCCGUGUUCCUGGAGCAUCUUGUAAAGUCACCAUUUAUUAGUUGAAAUAAUCCAAGUCAUGAUUGUGGCCUUCUAGUAUUGUUAAACAUGACAUAUCCCUUAUCCUCACCCUUAGACCCUCCUCUUUACCCUUAGCCCCUCCUCCUUCCCCUUAGACCCUCCUCCUUCCCCUUAGACCCUCCUCCUUCCCCUUAGACCCUCUGCCCUACCCUUAGACCCACCUCCUUACCCUCAGACCCUCCUAACCCUUAGAACAAUCCUCAUCCUUGGAACUCUCCUCAGCCUUAGAACCAUCUUAACCCUUAGAACUCGACUCUUCAUCACUACAGACUCACACCUGACUUGAGUCCCCUCCCCAGCCUUAGAACCGGCCCCUGAACCUUUAGAACCCGCUCCCCCAGUUCUCUGCUCCUCGUCGCUCGGCUCCUCUCGUCUCCGGUUCCUCUUGGGGUCGGGGGGCAAAAACAGAUCUUUUUUUCCAUCUUCCGUUGGGUGAGAUGCAUUGUAGCGAAACGAAUAAAGAGAAGUUCACCGUGGUGUGCUGACUAAUGUGUAAAUUGUUAAUUACACAGUAUGAAUAUUUGUAUAAUUGUUUGUAUUUUUUUCAUGAUCUUUUGAAAGGAAUGUGUUCGUUUGUGUCUUCUGUUGGCCUGACAUUGUGACUGGUCCGGUGGACAUUACCUCUGGGGAGUGUUUAGGAAUACUGUAGGGACAUGGGAAGACCUUAAUAUUAGGAGCAUUUGAUCAAUUUGUAUUUAUUUAUUUUACCAUUUUGUUAAUAAAUUGUGAAAAGCGAAGUGUUGUCUGUGUCUGGACUCUGAUGAGAGAAUGUUGUUCUUCUGAAGGCUCCUGGAGCAGAGAGGCUGGGGCCACACACACAUACACUUUACACACACGGAUCUCUUUCUUCCGUUUUUCCAUGUCAUUUCCUGUGGAAAAUGGUGGUCAAAGAUCGGGAAGGCAACCGAGUCAUUGCAGUGUUUUAAUCCGGGAUUCCCGUUGCCCGGUUCGGGUCGAAGCCAAGGAAGGGUGUUUGCUUCCGGUGGAGCGGGGAUGCUGCGGGGUCGCGACCCCGCUGCGUUGUUAUAGCGUUACUUCUGGACCGAGCCUCCUUAGACCAAGCCCCCUCCGCUCCCUCAGACGAGCACCCUCAGACCAAGAUGGCGUCUCUAUGAGCGACCCGGACUUCUGGGUCUGCCCGCAGUGCCAGCAGCCCUUCCUCUCGCGGUGCCCCGCCCACGGGCCUCCGCUCCUGAUCCAGGACAGCCCCGCCCCCCCGGGCCACGCCGGCCGGGCGCUGCGCUCCGCCCCCCCUGGCCUGCGGGUGGGGUCGGAGGGGGGUCAGGUGGAGGUGCGCUGCGGGGCCCAGAGAAUCCCCCAGGGGGCCGUGUUCGGGCCCUACGAGGGAGAGCUGGUCCCCAGGGACCGCUCCACCGCACACUCCUGGAUCAUCGUUGAUGUCAACAACUCUUAUCACUCCAUUGAUGGGAGCGACGAAACCAAAGCCAACUGGAUGAGGUACGUGCGAAUCUCGUCGGAGAACACGGAGCGGAACCUGACAGCGUUCCAGCGCGGGGGACAGCUGUACUUCAGCGCCAGCCGGCCACUGUUGCCUGGCAACCGGCUGCGGGUGUGGUACGGAGACGACUACAUCACACGCCUGCACAGCCUAUCAGAGCAGAGCAUCGACUGCAGCCUCCACCCAGGGUCUGACUGGAGACGGGGGGGUCUGCAGUGUUGGCGGGGCCCCGACGGCGAGGCUCCUCCUGCUGCUGACAGGACGGAGACUGACUCCGCCUCCAGAAGAGUCCAGGCCUUUCUGGAGAGCCAACCCGGCCUCAAGCCUCUCUCAGGUCCUCCGCCCAGCCGACUGGGCAAGAGAAGGCGUCUGUCUGCAGAGGCCCUGCGACCGGUGAAGGUGGAGGAGGAGGAGGAGCAGGAGCAGUCCUCCACCUCUUCGUGUCCCAACUGCAUCAAACUGAGGCUGAGAAUCUUCCAGCUGGAGGCAGAGCUUCACCUGCUAAGAGGGAAGGAGAUGGACCCAGCUACGCCCCCAAACCCGGAGCAAGGACCAAUAGAAGACCUCCGUGACAUGGACCCGCUGACCCCCUCCCAGAUGGUCCUGGACGAAGAGGACCAGGACCUCGACUCAGCUGACGAGUCCUUCAACGCCGACCCGCUCAUCUCAGCCGGUGACUCGUCCAAACUGCCGCACCGCCGCACCCGCCGCUUCAAGCAGGAGUGGCUGAGGAAGUUCUGGUUCCUGCGCUACUCGCCGGCGCUCAACGAGAUGUGGUGCCACGUGUGCCGGCAGUACACGGUGCAGUCGGCGCGCACGUCGGCCUUCAUCAUGGGCUCCAAGCAGUUCAAGAUCCACACCAUCAAGCUGCACAGCCAGAGCAACCUGCACAAGAAGUGUCUGCAGCUGUACAAGCUGCGCAUGCACCCCGAGAAGACGGAGGAGAUGUGCCGGAGCAUGACGGUGCUCUUCAACGCCGCCUACCACCUGGCCGUGGAGGGCCGGCCCUUCUCGGACCUCCGGCCGCUGGCGGAGCUGCUGAGGAGGUGUGAGCUGAAGGUGGUGGAGCAGUACCUCAACGAAGGAGAUUGCCAGAUCCUCGUUCAUCACAUCGCCCGCACCUUAAGGGAAGACCUCGCAGAGAAGAUGCGUUUGUCUCCGUUCCUCAGCGUCCUCAUGGACUGUCAGAAUGAGGACCUGUUUCCAGACACGGUGGCCUUCUACGUCCAGUUCACUACAAACGACGGUUCCCCCAACACAGAGUUCCUCUCGCUGCAGAAGCUGAGCCAGGCCAGCGCUGAUGGCUAUCUCCAAGCCAUCGAGCGGGCGUUCUGUGUCUUUGGCCUUCGGUUCCAGGACUUGCUGGUGGUCGGCGUGGGGAUGGACGGUGCCCCCAUGUCAACAGGCAUGCGAGGCAGUAUGUUUGUCGCCCUGCAGAGGGUUCUCCCCUGGCUCCUCUCCCUUCCCGUCAUGAUCCACCGGCCUCAUCUGGAGGUGUUGGAUGUCAUCAGUGGCAAGGAGCUGUCCUGCCUGGAGGACUUGGAGAACAACCUGAAGCAGCUCCUGGGUUUCUACCGCUACUCCCCUCGUAUGAUGGCCGAGCUCCGCCUGACCGCGCCCACGCUGUCGGAGGAGAUGGAGUUCCUCGGAGACAUCCGAGCCGUUCGUUGGAUCAUCGGGGAGCCGAACGUCGUCAACGCCCUCAUCAAGGACUACCUGGAGGUGGUGGGUCAUCUGAAGGAUGUCAGCCGCCAGACGCAGAAGGCCGACGCCGCCGCCGUCGCCCUCACACUCCUCCACUUCCUGCUGGACUACCAGUCGGUAAAGCUCAUCUAUUUCCUCCUGGACGUCAUCGCUGUUCUGUCUCGUUUGGCGUUUACCUUCCAGGGCGACUACCUCCUGGUAUCGCAGGUGAACGACCGGAUCGAGGAGUCGAUGGUGGAGAUCGGGCAGCUUGUGGAUCGUCCUGGGGAGUACCUGCAGGAGUUUGAAGAGAACUUCCGUGAAAGUUUCAACGGUGUCGCUCUGAAGAACCUGUGUGUCGCAGAGUCCAAGUUCCAGGCCAUUCGAGAGAAGAUCUGCCGGAGGAGCCAGGGCAUCUUGUCCCAGAGACUGGACCCCCUGAGCAGUCCUCUGGCCAGAGCCUGCCGGGUGCUGGACUUCUCCUCCUGGCCCCGGACCACCGAGGACCUGCACUCGUAUGGGGAUGAGGAGAUCCUUUUGAUAUUCAACCAUCUGGAGUCCAUUCCAUCGGUCCCCUGUGAGGGCCAGGCGAGGUCAGAGGCCCAGGGCAACCUGCUGGUGGAGUGGAGAAGUCUGAAAGCCGACUUCUGCAGCAUCGGCUCCAAAGAGCUUCUAGGUCACCUCUGCAAGCACAGACAGCGCUUUCCUCUUUUGUGUCGGGUCGCCCAGCUGGUGCAGGUGCUGCCCACGUCCACCGUCUGCUGUGAGAGAGGCAGAGGCUCCUUGCAGAAGAUGUACCAGAACAGCCGCUCCAGGCUGGGUCUGGACCCGAUGAACGACCUGCUCACCCUGGCCAUCAACGGGCCGCCCAUCGCCAGCUUUGACGGGAAGCGAGCUCUGGACUCCUGGUUCGAGGAGAAGUCUGGGAGCUCCUCCUUGCUCUCAGCUGAGAUCAUAAACAGGAUAUCGAAAUCUCAACAUGAGUCCAGCGACGCUAAUACAGACAUCUUGCCCGAUACCUGACCUUGGACCCUGAUACCUGACCUUUGACCCUGAAUCCUGACCUUUGACCCUGAUACCUGACCUUCCACCAUGAUACCUGACCUUCCACCAUGAUACCUGACCUUUGACACUGAAAACUGACCUCUGACCCUGAUACCUGACUUUUCACCCUGAUACCUGACUUUUCACCCUGAUACCUGACCUUUCCCCUGUUCAACACGUUUUAUUCCAUCUGAAUGUACAAGAAACGUGUGAAAUAAUGAAUGUUGUACGGGAACAAUCAGAGAAUGUGCACACAAGGAAUGUUUGUACACAAGGUAAUAAAGGAGCUGAAGCUAUGAUGGGAGCAUGUCAUCUAACGUUUGUAUCUCCUUAACUAAGGGCUUCACACUGAGGAAAUAUUCUGGUGGUACAAUAAGCUCUAAAUCUUUACGUUUUACACAAUUUGCUGAGCUACUGAAGAGAAAAUAUAAUAUAAGUAAUAUAAUUGUUACUUAUUGCCUCACAUUUAAUUUAAGCAGCGUGUUGAUUAUGGAUAAUAGUUUCCUUUCAAUAAGUAUCAAGUGUUUAGGUGAUGCGAACACUAUACCUUCAUAUGAUAUA
Gadus chalcogrammus (walleye pollock) is the source of this 7607-nucleotide messenger RNA. RefSeq names its product PR domain containing 11 (gene prdm11). The transcript is spliced from 7 exons. The record is from RefSeq and is a predicted model, not a curated record. Gene Ontology annotation, molecular function: protein dimerization activity. The coding region runs from base 3621 to 7025 and encodes 1134 amino acids. NCBI's taxonomy places the organism in Eukaryota, Metazoa, Chordata, Actinopteri, Gadiformes, Gadidae.